Molecule: messenger RNA, 597 nt
Organism: Maniola jurtina (meadow brown)
Lineage: Eukaryota; Metazoa; Arthropoda; Insecta; Lepidoptera; Nymphalidae
Gene: RpL27A
Product: 60S ribosomal protein L27a
Exons: 5
Coding region: 120-566 (148 amino acids)
Biological process (GO): translation
Cellular component (GO): ribosome; cytosolic large ribosomal subunit
Molecular function (GO): structural constituent of ribosome
Source: RefSeq, a predicted model, not a curated record
GCAACUUGAAAAACGACAGUGCGAGUGCGACAGAUUAAUAUUGGAAUUUUUUGACAUUGACAUAAAAUUGUUGUCUCUUUCUUUCUUUGUAAAUUUUGUCCAGAGGAAAUAUCGGAAAUAUGGCCACCUCAAAGAAGAGGACCAGGAAGCUAAGGGGACACGUAAGCCAUGGACAUGGGCGUAUCGGUAAACACCGUAAGCACCCUGGAGGUCGCGGUAACGCUGGUGGUGAGCACCAUCACAGAAUUAACAUGGACAAAUACCACCCUGGAUACUUUGGCAAGUUGGGUAUGAGAAACUACCAUUUAAGAAGAAAUAAGGACUUUUGCCCAGUUCUGAACCUGGAUAAACUCUGGACAUUGGUCUCAGAACAGACCAGGCUAAAAUACGCUAGCGCCACAGAUGGAAAAGUGCCAGUUAUUAACAUUGUCAAAGCUGGCUACUACAAAUUGCUGGGCAAGGGCAAAUUACCUGAACAGCCUGUGAUUGUUAAAGCAAAGUUCUUCUCAAAGACUGCUGAAAAGAAGAUCAAGGAAGUUGGUGGUGUCUGUGUGUUGUCAGCGUAAAUUAGGCUUAAUAAAAUUUUAUAAAAAGUGA